CUUACGCAAUACAAUUUGAGUGACGUUAAUGCUCCGCGACCAGACGUUUACGCGACGCGCACAGCAGCAAUGGCGAGCGGAAAGAAGAGCGCCCUGCUCUCCUCUCUGGCGGACUAUGGAGACGAUUCAGAGCCCGACUCCGAGCCCGAAGGAGAAGAGACAGCUGUGUUUUCCAUGCCGUGUCCCUGUUCCCCUCCUGUCUCUCUCUCAGUAGAGGGCCGUGCAGGAGGUCUGGUGUACAGAUACGACGAAGAUGACCUGAACCGAACUGAGGACGCUGACGACAAGAGGUCUGGAGAUGAAGACAGCAGGGAGAGCAACUCGGAAAUGGACGAGUCUGACGAGGGGAGGGACGCAGAUGAUGUUGAGAUCUCAGAAUUAGAAAGAAAGGACCCCAAUGAGCUUGUUGCUCUGUUCUCAGAAAAAGUGAGGAACAUGUCACCCGAUGAGAUCAGGAUCCCCCCCGAGCCCCCUGGACGCUGCUCGAGCCAACUACAGGACAAGAUCCACAAGCUGUACGAGAGGAAGCUUCACGGAGAUUUUGACACAAACAGCCACAUCCAGAAAAAGAAAGAAUUUCGAAACCCGAGCAUCUACGAGAAGCUCAUUCAGUUCUGUGGUAUAGAUGAACUGGGAACAAACUACCCCAAAGACAUGUUUGAUCCGCAUGGCUGGUCAGAGGACUCGUACUACGAAGCUCUAGCCAAAGCUCAGAAAGUGGAGAUGGACAAACUGGAGAAAGCCAAGAAGGAGCGGACCAAGAUUGAGUUUGUCACAGGAACCAAGAAGGGCACCAACCCCUCCAGCACAGCAGCCUCCACCACCAGCAACACCACCACCACCACCGCCACAGCAGAGGCCCAGAAGAGGAAAAGCAAGUGGGACUCCGCAAUCCCCGUGACCCUGGCCCAGCCCACCAUUAUCACCACCACUGCGACCCUGCCCGCUGUCGUCUCCGUGACAACAACGGCCAGUGGCACCAAGACCACUGUCAUCUCAGCGGUGGGCACCAUCCUAAAGAAAGCAAAGCAGUGAACACAGAGACCUGCGUUAUCCUACGCUUAUUAUAUAAUUAAAAAGACGCAGAGAGCAGACGAAUGUACCUGACAAACACUCGGCGUACAUUUUUUGGAUCAACCUACAAACAUCCUCUGCUUCACACUCUAAAGACUUUACUGCCUUCUGUCUCUGGGAUUGUAUCUGCACUAUUGCAGCAUAAAGCCAAAUUUAGCCACAGUUUGGUGAAAAUACUCUGAGAAUCUGAUGCAUGCCGAUGAAGCCCGUCUGUCUUGUUUGUUAAUUUUUUUAAUAUGUUGGCAACAGUUGUUUAAGUCAGUUGAGGAACAAUGGUUCGAUAAGGAAAAGGAUCCCACACAUACACUUGGUAGCGAUAUCUGAAUAUGUGUUUAUUUUUCUAUCCAUAGUUCUGGUGCAGUAUUUUCAAAACGUGUAAUAGCUCAACAUGUGCAUCAUUUUUUUCAGCUGUUUUUUGUUGUCUUCAUUGGCAUAUAGACGUCUCUAAGGUAAAUUUUUUUACACUUGUACAUACUUUUUGAUUAUAAGGUGAAUAAAUGGAUCAGAUGUUGCCUUUUUAGA
Molecule: messenger RNA, 1596 nt
Organism: Larimichthys crocea (large yellow croaker)
Lineage: Eukaryota; Metazoa; Chordata; Actinopteri; Sciaenidae
Gene: sap30bp
Product: SAP30 binding protein
Exons: 10
Coding region: 70-1035 (321 amino acids)
Biological process (GO): regulation of DNA-templated transcription
Cellular component (GO): nucleus
Source: RefSeq, a predicted model, not a curated record